GCAUCACGUUUAACUUAAAACCGGAACAAACAAAAGGAACCAAAGCAAAGCUCAGCAGCUGUUUACCUGUUCGUGUUCCAGUUGUUAUGAAGUAAAAAAUACGCAGGAUUAUUUAAGAGAUACUGAGGAGAAACGGAGAUGGAGAUGAGAGCACAUUAGCCGAACAUCAAGAUUUUAGUUUAUAUUUUUUAUUUUUAAAAUUUUAUUUAAAUUUUUUUUUUUUUAAGUUAUUUAAUUUAUUUAGUUAACCUUUUAGCAUCUUUUUAUUUAAAACAUUUUUUUUUUUUUGCAUUAUAAUGAAUUCUGCUUUUUCGAGCCGGAGGACCAGCAGCAGCAGCGGGUCGACCUGGCUGCUGUAUCCGCUCCUCGGUGCGUGUUUCUGGGCUGCAGUGGUCGGGUACAAGCCGGUGAUCAUAGUGCACGGUCUGUUCGACAGCUCAGGGGAUUUUAUACAUUUACAGCGGUUCAUCAACGAGUCUCAUCCAGGAACAAAUGUUACGGUCAUCGACUUGUUUGACAGAAGUGCCAGCCUGCAGCCCCUGUGGAAGCAGGUGGAGGGAUUCAAGACAGCCAUUUACCCAAUAAUGCAAAACGCAGAAGACGGGGUCCACUUCAUCUGCUACUCUCAAGGUGGGCUGGUUUGCAGAGGAAUCCUCUCCACUCUCUCCGACCACAACGUCCAGACUUUCAUCUCUCUGUCCUCGCCUCAGGGCGGGCAAUAUGGAGACACGGACUACUUGAGGUACCUCUUCCCAGAGUUUGUGAAGUCCAACCUCUUCCACUUCUGUUACACCUCAUUAGGUCAGAGGAUCUCCAUCUGCAACUACUGGAACGACCCCCACCACAGAGACAUGUACGUGAACAGCAGUGAUUAUUUGGCUCUGCUCAACAGCGAGAGACCCAAUCCAAAUGCAACAGAGUGGAAGAAGAACUUCCUCAAAAUCGACAAGCUGGUGUUGGUCGGAGGACCGGACGACGGAGUCAUCACUCCCUGGCAGUCGAGUCAGUUCGGGUUUUUUGACGACAACGAGACCGUCGUUGAGAUGCAGCACCAAGACGUGUAUUUAAGAGAUGUUUUCGGUCUGAAGACUCUGGCGGGUCGAGGAGAUCUGAUCAUCUGUUCCGUUCCCGGAGUCGAACACGUGUAUUGGCACUCGAAUGAGACGGUGUUCGACACGUGCAUGGAGAAAUGGCUGGUGUAGAACAAAAUUAUUUUGCAGCACACACACACACAUACACACACACACACACACACAGAUACACACCCUGCCAUUUCAUAAGCUCUAAACUUCAACUAUGUUUGAAAUCUUGCCUCAAUAACCACUUUAAAGUAUUCUCGCUAACAUCUGUGAGUGUACUCUUAAGGAUGUAAUCUAAAUUUUUGGGGAUUACAGUUCUUAGAAAUCACUUGGUAUUUGUUUUUCCUUGUACUUUUUGUUGAUACAUUUAGUUUGUCAUGCUCAUCCUAGUAACUACUAGGUUACUGUGAAAGGAAUAGUUUAACAUUUUGGGAUAUUUAUUUGCCUUCUUGCAGAGAGUUAGAUGAGAAGAUUGAUACCACUCUCAUGUCUGUAUGCUGAAUAUGAAGCUACAGCCAACAGAUGAUUAGCUUAGCUUAGCAUAAAGACUGGAAACAAAGGGAAACAGCUAGCCUGGUUCUGUCAGAAGGCUCGCUGACAAGCAUGUUAUAUGUUGUUUGUUUAAACUGUACAAAAACGGAUGUGUAAAAGGAGGUUAUGUGACGGACAAUUUCUUGGCAGUUAACGCAGUUCCGUAGUCUUGUCGCGACGGUGAGGUUGCUAGGCAACCAGCAGCGAGACUCCACGAAGGUAUUGGUCCCGGACAAGAAAUAAAAUAUCAUUAAACUACACAAACAGAUUAAAACAAACAGGAUAUAAUGUGUUAAUUAGUGCGCUUUAAAGGUGCUAAUAGGCGGAAUAAGUGAAUAAGUUUAAGUUUUUUUUAGCAAAACUGCUCCUUUAAUUAUUUCUGUUAAAUCGUGCUGUUGCUGUCAGACAAAUCCAGCACAUAUCUGUCUGUGUGCCGAAGGUAUUUUCUCAGAAAAUAAGUAUACAAGACCAAAAAAACUGUCAGAAGCAACAAAUAUAAAGGCUCCCAUAAACUUUCGGACAGUUUAACUGCUAUUAUGUUAUAACCGUCUGCAACAGUAAAGCAAAUCAGACAUUAAAGGCACACUCCAGAAAUUUAGUAUUGCAUAUCAGUGAAGCAUAGGGACGUUUAAGAGACAGAUUAAAGGGUCAAAAAUGAAUGUAGCAGAGGCUGAAGACGGAAGACAUUUUACUGUUUUUUUUCAGGCUGAGAAAGUCCCUCAUGACCGCUCUUUAUGUGCAAAAAUAGUGCCCCUUAAAUUUGCAUGAAAACGAGCCAACAUACAUACAGUAUAUAUAUCCAAGUGUGUGUCUGUGUGUGUUUAGUCACACAUACCUCAAAACACUACACAACACAACAGUGCCUGAGCGACAUUCUGCCAUCCUGUCUACAUGUAGAGACUCACUGCCCUGCUCAUCUUGUGAUGCAGUAAUUUAUAUCUUUUUAGUCUUCCAUUUUUACCCGAGGUGGGUCAUGUUUUCCUUGUUUCUUUUAGUGUUGCACAUCAUGAAUAUCUUGUUUAAUAUCAUUAUCAUGCAGUGCUUUAGUAGAUUAAGCCUUAAAAGUUUCCCCUCAUUGCCUCAGUGUUUCAUGUCCCAUACCGAGGUGCUACGACGCACCGCCUUUAGUGAUGGUGCUAAUAAUGACAUGGAGGGGUGGAUGUAGAGUGGCCGGAGAGUGGCAGUGCUAUAUUAGUGUUUACUUGUCCACCCGACUAUUGUACGUGGCGCUCUUUACCUCCCAUCGCAUUUAGAUAUCUCAGGCGUUUUGAGCAACCGUCAUGUUUGUCUGUUUUGUCGGAAAAGGGAUCGGUUUCUCUUAACUGUUUGCAUUUUGUUAGAUGUUUAUGUACUUUGAUAGAUGUUUCUCAAAAGAACAAAAAGGAAUGGGAAUAUCUAUUGUGUGAUAAAACCAGAAGAAGUGAAUUUUAAUGAGCAAAGUAUGCAUUGCACAAUGUUUAACCAGAUAAAAAGAGAAGGGAAAUUAUGAAGAUGGGAUGAUUUUAACAGUUUUAAAGUUGUUAGAUUUUAAGUAUUAUUUUGAUAUUGUUGCAUCCUGUGUUUCAUGUAUGCUUGUACAAGUUAAUUAACCUAACUGCAUAACCUACUCUAUGGAUUUAAGGGAUGUUCCUCUCUCUGUUCAGUUUUCUUGCUUUAAAAACAGUCAGUGUGAUUACAGACAAUUUUUUAAAAUAUCAAACAGAAACUACUAUUUUGACUCUGUCCUACAAUUUCUACAGUAUUUGGUCCGCAAAUGAAAAUGUGUCAAAUGUUGUCAAUUCCUCAAUAAAAGACAGUUUUGAACAUCA
This is a messenger RNA of Sebastes umbrosus (honeycomb rockfish), 3418 nucleotides long. It is a transcript of the gene ppt2b, whose product is annotated as palmitoyl-protein thioesterase 2b. The record is from RefSeq and is a predicted model, not a curated record. Gene Ontology annotation, cellular component: lysosome. Gene Ontology annotation, molecular function: thiolester hydrolase activity. NCBI's taxonomy places the organism in Eukaryota, Metazoa, Chordata, Actinopteri, Perciformes, Sebastidae. The coding region runs from base 297 to 1202 and encodes 301 amino acids. The transcript has 8 exons.